Molecule: messenger RNA, 1188 nt
Organism: Microcebus murinus (gray mouse lemur)
Lineage: Eukaryota; Metazoa; Chordata; Mammalia; Primates; Cheirogaleidae
Source: RefSeq, a predicted model, not a curated record
CUUGGGUAGGCUUUCUGCCUGAAGUGAUGAGCAUCCCUGAGAAAGAAGGGCCAAGAGGUGGAGGGACAGGACCACAUGCCACAGGAGCACCUGUCGAAGGAUGGCUGUCAGGAGGGGACUUGGGGACAAGGCAUCUGCUGGGAGAGGAGACAAAUGACCAACACCCUCUCUCUGGCGGAGGAAGAACAUCUUGGUUGUUCAAGAAGCGUCACUCGAUCUGUUUGGGGGCCCACCCAACCCCACCCUGGGCUCAGCCGCCCGCUGCUGGAAGUCCUGGGCCUGGGCUCUGAGGUCAGGGCCGCCAGGACUUUCUCCUUCCCCGUUCUGCUGUCCCCUAGCCAGGAGCAGAGGCUCAUUCCGCGGGAGAACACUCAGGUGGUUAACGAGCAUUUAUUUCCCAAACCAGGAGACAGUUACAUGAUUCGUUGUUAUUUUAUCUUGCUAAUGAAAAUACAUAAAAAACAAAACGGCCAAUUAGCGAGGCCAUUCAUUCCCAGUUCUUGCUGUUUCUUUCUGGAGAGUGCCAUUCCCUGGGCCAGGGCUGGUCCCGCAGUCCGCCAAGCUGGCCACAGGUCCCUUCCCUUCACCCCCGCCCCGGUGGCUGCUGUCCUGCCAGCAGCCAGGCAACCCCUGCGGGCCCCUGUGCCUUCCACAGGCCUCGCCUUCCUCCCCACAGCCCGCCAGGCACCCCGGCUUCUCUUUUCCUUUCCUCACCUCCUUCUCUCACUUCCAACAAAUUCCUCUUUUCUCUGCUUUGCUCCCAACCAGACUGCCCCACUGUCCCCAUCCUCGUUUCAACAUCAGUGUGACUCCUUCCUCUUCCAAGAAGUCCACCCUGAUAGAGCCGACUCAGUCAGCUGGGAGUUUCACUUGCUCCCCGUUGAACCAAGCGUGCAGGGAACCACCUGCUCACACCCGCGUUGUCCGGGAGAGCUGGAGGACUGUCGCCCCCAAACAGUCAGAUUGCCCCAAUCCACUCAGGUGGCUCAGGGGAGCAGUCAGGCCUUUUCCACAGGAGGCGAGAUGGCCCGCUGCCGGCAGAGAUGAGGUGGGUGUGUUCCAUCUUUAUGGGCUGUUGAGUUCAAGGGAGAGAGGCAGGAGAGGAGGAAAGGGCAGUCAGGGAGGGGGUGCAGAAAGGGACCCCGGCUGUCCCUGGCAAGCCUGCUGCCCAGUGCACAGGACUCAGCA